Lates calcarifer (barramundi perch) is the source of this 7214-nucleotide messenger RNA. It is a transcript of the gene plppr4b, whose product is annotated as phospholipid phosphatase-related protein type 4. Gene Ontology annotation, molecular function: phosphatidate phosphatase activity. Gene Ontology annotation, biological process: phospholipid metabolic process; phospholipid dephosphorylation; signal transduction. Lineage: Eukaryota; Metazoa; Chordata; Actinopteri; Centropomidae. The record is from RefSeq and is a predicted model, not a curated record.
UCUACCUGACAGCUCGUCGAAAGACAUGCACAGAACCGAGUCCGGGCUUCUCACCGGCAGAGAUUAAGGGGCGCCCAGAUCUAAGCGGUAUCGGGAGUCCGGACCGUUGUCUUGAGCAUCCCUGCCACACACAGCGGCAUGGAGCGCUCCUGAUCCCGGCAGGAAGCCUGGAAGAGCUCAGCCAUUCUUCCCCUCGUCACAUCUCGGAUCGGUUUGGAUAUCUGAAGGGGCCUGACCAUGUCUGCGAGAGAGAAGGGGAUCCUGACCAAAGACAGUGUCAGCCUGCUGCCCUGUUUCUAUUUCGUGGAGCUGCCGAUCCUGGUGUCGUCUGUGGUCAGUCUGUACUUCCUGGAGUGGACGGAUGUGUUCAAGCCAGUGAAGUCCGGCUUCACGUGCCAUGACCGCAGCCUGAGCCUGCCCUACAUUGACCCCAACCACGAGGUCAUCCCCCUGCUGAUGCUGCUCAGCCUGGCCUUUGCCGGACCUGCCAUCACGAUAAUGAUCGGGGAGGCCAUCCUGUUCUGCUGCCUGUCUCGAAGGAAGAGUGGCGCUGGGGCCGAGGCCAACAUCAACGCCGCAGGCUGCAAUUUCAACUCCUUCAUACGCAGAGCCGUCCGCUUCGUUGGCGUUCAUGCGUUUGGUCUUUGUGCCACGGCCCUCAUCACCGACAUCCUCCAACUGAUGACAGGCUACCCAACACCCUACUUCCUCACUGUGUGUAAACCCAAUUACACCACGCUGAACGUCAGCUGUGAGCAGAACCCCUAUGUCAUGGAGGAUAUCUGUUCAGGGGCUGACCCCACAGCCAUCAACCAGGGCAGAAAAUCCUUCCCAUCGCAGCACGCUACCCUCGCAUCCUUCGCUGCUGUCUAUGUUUCGAUGUACUUCAACAGCACUCUGACGGACUCAUCCAAGCUACUCAAGCCCCUGCUGGUCUUCUCCUUCAUUAUCUGUGCCAUCAUCUGCGGUCUGACCAGGAUUAUUCAGUACAAGAACCACGCCAUUGAUGUCUACCUGGGCUUCCUGCUUGGAGGAGCUAUUGCUGUCUACCUGGGGUUGUAUGCGGUCGGAAAUUUCCAGCCUAGUGAGGAGACUGGCACCAGUUCCCCUCCACUGCUCCACCGCCCCCCCUGCUCUUUGCCCCACAUAAGCCAAGAGGCCGUCCUCCACCACCUGCAAAUGAAAGCCAGCAUGGCUGGGGAGGCGGGCAUACCCACCUCCCACUCUGAGGGCCUCCUCCACCGAGGUCUUCAGCAGCAGAGGCCUGAUGACAGCAUGAAGCGCUCCAGUGCAGAUGUGGAAGUCAUCUCCCCCCACAGCUCCCAGAGCAAAGAUGCCAUGGUCACCUUCAGCCACACCCUUCCUCGAGUGCACACCCCCCAGGCCAUGGCGGCGUAUGAGGAAGCAGCCAGACGUCACGCCGCCACCCUUCAUCACGCCUCCAUGGACUCUAGCCGCUCAAAGCAGCUUCUGUCUCAAUGGAAGAGUAAGAAUAACAACCACAAAUGCUCCCUGCAGGUCCCAGACUCCUUCUCCUCCUCUGUAGAUUCGUCAUCUGGCCAAUCCUCCCAGCAUCCGCACCACCACGGCAGCAUGGAGCUCCGAUCCAGCUCUGAGCCAUCGGCUAUGGGUCUGAAUGGAGGCUUUGAUAGUCAUGCAUACAUGUCCAAACUGGCCACAGGUGCUAGCACCACCCUGCCUAGUAACUGUAGUGGCAUCACUGGAGGGGCCAGGAUAUCAAUGCAAUCCAGACCUGGGUCUUCACAGCUGGUUCACAUACCAGAGGAAGCUCAUGAAAAUUACAACACCACCUCCCCAAGGACGGGGGGAGGAGGAGGAAAUGAGGGAAUGUCAACAGUAAAUAGCACAGCUCAGGCAAAUUGGCAAAGGGCGGCAGAGAAGACAACAGCCUGUCGGACUAACGAUAAUGGGCAGAACACCCAGCCACGAAUCAUGCAAGUAAUUGCUAUGUCCAAGCAGCAGGGCCUGCUACAGACCCAUUCCAAGAGCUUAGAUGAGAGCAGCAUAGGCUGCAGCACCACGGGGAGUUGCCAAGGCUCUGCUCACUACAGGGUGCUAACUGAUCAAGAACCUACCAACACCACCGGGCCCAGCUCACUGGGCAGCACCACUGGCAGUAUUUCAGGAAGUACUGGAGCAAUUGUCAGAGUAGAGGCCCACCCUGAAAACAACAGGCCUGUGAUCCAAGCUCCAGCCACAGAUGGAAGCGGAUCAUGGAGGUGGCGGUCCCUGGAUCAUGGCACUGGACCUGGUGGAGCUGCAGGGUCUGGCGGAGCAGGGGGAGGAUCAGGUGGAGGAGGGAGUUUGAGGCAGUCCUUUGAGCUCAACGAUCUGAAUAGAGACUCAGAGAGCUCGGACUCGAUACGCGAAGGGUCCAUUGACAGGAAGCGCGCCAAUCACAUUGUUACCACCACUGCCACUGUUAGCACCCCGCCCAUAGUUACUGUUCACACCCAGAACACUGGCCAGUCAGAGCAGAGGCUCCACCCCCAGGGUCUCUCAACCAUAAGGGUCACCCCAGGGGAUGGUAGUGGUCCAGGAUCUGGAGGAGGUGGUGGUGGAGGAGGAGGCCUAGGUGGAGAGACCGCUUCAGAAACCCUCUCAGUCGCCUCCAGUCGGGAGUCCACGCUGCAGAGGAAGGGCAAUAAUAUCAUCCUGAUUCCAGAAAGAGCUAACAGCCCCGAUAAUGCCCGGAAUAUUUUCUACAAGGGAACGUCGCUAACUCCCGUUUUCAAGGACUAGCGCAUAAAAUGACUUAAGACUUCUGAGAAGAUGUAGCUAAUAAUGCAACACAGCUGAAUUUUCAGAGAACCCCAUAUCUGUGACAACAGUCAGUACUACAUGCCAUUGUAUAUAUCAUUAUAUCCUCAAAAGAAAAUGUUUUAUUCAGCAUGAGAUUUUUGUACAUGUUUACACUAAAGCACAACCUUUUAAGUGUUGUAGAAAUAAUCACUGUGUACUUUUGUGGUCACUCCUAAGGAAACCUAUUGUAAUGUUGAUGCUGUGCCAGUGCUUUACGGGCAAGAGAACCUUUUUUAAACAAUUCUGUAUGUUUUUGGUAUAAAUCAUCACAAAAAAAGAAGGAAAUGAGUAGCACAGUAACGUUCAAACUGUAGCAAACUACAGCAAAAUAAUUGUAUCAUAGCUGUGAAACCAGUGUUUACUUUCCCGCACUGUAAAUACUGUGUAUGUUUGAAAAGGGUGCUACACCAGAAAAUACUAUUUACUAUACAGCAUACUAUAUAAUUUGAGUAGAUAAAGAAUGAUUUAUUUUACAAAGAGUGAACAACUAUGACAUUAAUAUGUGACAGAGAUAUGUUUUGUAUUUUCUCUUUUCUGUACAGAUACCACAUACUCAAUACUGUUUUGAACCAUAAGUGUGCUUAGCAUUCCUUCUGUAGCUAUGAAGUCAAAUAUGCUGUGACUUGCACUGAAAUAUGCGUUUACUGUACCUUGUAUACUGUAAACCCUGACCUUAUCUUUAUAUCCUGUACUUACAUUUGGAUAUCCAUGUCAGUCUCAUAUCUACAGCACAAAAAAAGAAGCAAAACACUGGAAUAUGCUUAUCUAUACCAUAAGAUCAUUAGUACAUUUCAAAAACUCAAUGCAAUACUUGACCUAAAGCUUUCCAAUUGGAUUUGGCAGGUUUCAAUCUGCUUAUUAGCUUUCUUUGUAGCUUUCAAUGGAACACUUGGACAUUUUGCAAAAUACACUUGCUGCUGUUAAAUCUGCAGCCUAAUGCCAACAUUAGCAGAGUCACAAAGUGGGGUUGUUCUUUCAGGGGUCUCCAGGAAUAAAAAACAAUAUUCCUACUUUUUUUUUUUUCACAAAGGCAUGGUUAGUUAACUGGAGGUUGGAGCACUACCAAGGCUGGAUUGGCAUGGAAGUAUCCAAGUUAAAUCACACAAGAUGGACAACUAUGUUAAAAAGUAUCUAUUCUCAGAUAGAAAAAAAAAAGAGUAAAAUUUACAAGCCUAUGUAUGAAUGUAUGAAUUCCAAGCUGCAUUUUGCUAAGAAGAAUCCUGUCACUGAGCUUAAGAUUCAGUUCGCUAACAAGUAAAAAAAACUCAUACAGUCUGCAGCAUAAAUUAAUAAAUUCCUGAACAAUUUGGUAACUGAUAGAGUGUUUUGAAUUUGCUGAAGCUAUGCUUCAUGGCUCUGACUGGCUUCUCCCCGAAAGCAAUAGCAUCCAAGGGUCAUUGCCAUCUCUUAUACCAUAUAACAGUUUAAAAUAUUUAAAUUGAUGGCCAUAAGAGACACAGCAUUAUCGCGGUAUUCAGGAACCUCCCAUCUAUGUUUAGAAACACUGAGGAGAUCAUAAAAGGAACAUAUAGAAACAGCAAUUUACAGUGGGGGAAAAAACCACUUUGGCUAAUCUCCAUUCAUAUUUGAUAAACCUGAUAUACAGGUUGUGUUUUUUUGCCUUGUUGCUUUGAUGCUACUGGUUUGCUCCUUCCUUCCGCUUGGCUAAACAUAUCCAGGAAUCUUUAUACUCCAUGCACAGAGGUGAGACUGAGAUUGAUCUUCUCCUCUGACUCUGGUUCAAAGUGUUUCUUUAAUCACCUCUGUCUUAGGAACAUUUGAGCUACUUUUACAUUUUAGUUCUUUGGAAGCAGAAUGCUCUGUAAUGCAAUGUGCUCAUCAUUGUAGCAAAAUUCAAACUUGUUUUGUUGUAGCCCACAUUUGCAGGUGCUACAUGUAGCAUUUCUCAACAGGAACAGUUGCUGUCAAACUGUAAUACCUCAGUAGAAUAAUCAUCAUCAAAUGAAAACCUAUUGGCAUUUUCAGCUUUGCUGAACAGAAUAAGCAUGUAACAGGUGAUUUUUUUGCUGGGUUUAGCACUUCUUCCACCUUCUGCCGUAUGCACUGGAAGAACAGCACCUAAUCCCAGUUCUGUGCUGUAAAGUAAUUUCUUUUGUGCCAUAAAGUAACCAGCAUAUUUUCUACCAUAUCUAACCCAAUGUAUCAAAUGCUAUGUAGAGGCCAGUAGAGGCUGUUCAUUUUGUUCAGAAACCAUCUGGUUUGUUUAUGGUGAUAGUAACUAUCUUAAAUGACUAUGUUUUGUUUUACUUUGCUUUGUUUUUCUCUUACAUUAAUAUACAAUACAUACAGGAUAGUGACUGACAGAGAAAGCUGAUGGUGGACUGUUUCUCAGUUGAGGAAUGGCAAAAUCUGUUGUUUACAUUGGUUUACAUUAUAGCGCAUAUCAUUAAUUUGUAUCUCAGUGGUUAAAUAAGCAUCCACUGGAUACAAAGUAAAUUUGAUACAAACACUCCAGCAUUGGCACCUAUGAAAAUAUUUUGCCAGAGUCACUAUGUGAGAAAAUUUGCCAAAGCUACAAUUUUUUCAUAGAAGAAAAAUAUAAAUCAUCAGAUGGAAUUUUCAGUAUUUGUAUAGCAAGCCUGCUUUAUAUUGUACAUGAUUUAUUAACAUUUGCAUGGUCACUUUUCUAUAGUGCAUAUCACAAGAUUUUUAUCAUAAAUGUUCUUUUAUUUUGAAUUUACAGAAGUGUUAAACAGUAUGUACUUUAUUUAUGUGUUUCAUAGUGAGAGUUAUAUGACAAUCUUUUUUAAGUAAUUGUUGCCCCUUCAGGCCAUAACUACAGGCUGGUUUUCUUUUUUAUUUUUUUCUUUGUUGCUUAAAUGGUAAGUAAUCCAGGUAGACUUAUUAUUUUAAAUACAGUCUUAUUUCAAUGUUAGGCUUUGACUAAUUCAGUCCUUCAAGCAUUUAAGUGGCCAGAUUGUGUUUUAAGCUGCAUCUCAGAAUAGUUUCUUGUGCCCACUAUCAUCACGGUAAUUACUAGCACUAGUUUUGAUUGCUCUCAAAAAGUCUGAACAAUUUGUGGAGCACAGUCCAAUGAAGGUUUAAUUUUAGCAUGAGUUAACUUGGAUUGUGUCAUUUGUUGACAUAUUAGCCAGCUCGGCUAUAUUCUUCACUGUUGUGCUGAGAUGCAUUUUAUAGAGAUGACUUGCCUAUCAAAUAACCACUUACAGUUAGAUGUGAAAUAUGAAAUACCGCAAAAUAUUAAUUUACUUGCAAAGCACUAUAAGGUCACAAUCUGAUGCAUAGGUACACCACUGUUACAAAAAUCUUACAGUUUAUUUAGGAUUAACACCUUCUCCCAAAUAAGCUUAUCCAUUACAAUGCUACAAGGUAAACAAAAUUCAGUAUUAUAUCUUAAAGGCUAACUUUGACUAUAUUUUCUUACUGUAAACAAAUCCCAUGAAAAGACCAAAACCAACAACACAUUAGUCUAGACUCUCAGCCCACUGAUUCCUACAGAAUACAUGACAAUGAAGGAACAUGUUCAAGACAAAUUACAGAAAUAAGUAUACACAAGUACAGGAAAUCAUUUUCUAUUUCAAUAUAUAGGUAAGUUCAGUGCUAAAGAUUUAUUAUGAUGUGCAGUACAAACCAUACAGUACUUAAUCAUGAGAAUACAAUUUCAUACCAGCCUCUUCACAGUAGACAUAUCAAAGAAGUCUCCCAUUUUUACCCCAUAGAGAGACAAUACAUGAUACAUGUGAAACCAGCCUGUAUGACAUCACCUAAUCAUUAUAACAAAACUGAACCUACAUGAUGUGACGGUGCAAGUUAAAUUCUUUAGAUUAAAGCCUUAACAUUGUCCAUACUCCCUUUAGGAUGAUGUAUAAAACGAGCAGAACUCCUCACGUCCCACCUCCCAACACCUCACCCAGAGUAACAUAUCUAAUAUAUAUAUUGGAUAAGGAAAAAAAAAAAUGACAUGAAUAUUUCUAUGGAAUUGUUUUAAAGAAUUUGUCUGAUUUAGAGUCUGUCCCAAAGGCCUGUGAAAUCAAAGAGUGUAAUGUGACACAUGGGUAGAAAUGUAGAUCCAAUGGGUAAAACUGUGAAUGGAUGCUCUCUGCAUGUGUAGCCUCUUGUGUUGUCCCUGGAUGAAUAAUAAAUGUUUUCUGAUACUGUGAUCAGCUGUAUGAAUUCUAUGCAGCAAGAAAAAAUAAACAAAAUGAAUUUAUCAUCAGUCGAGAUUAAAAUGAAAAAAAAAAAAGUUCAAAAGUUGCUUCUUUGUGUAACGGUCAAAUAUAUCAAAGCUUUGAUUGCUAAAAGACAGCUGAGCCUAGCAAUCACAGAGUAUUCAGAGCACGUUCAUCAGGGUAGAUGACAAAUUGUGCAUUGUCUAAAUGAUUGGAAUAAAUGUUUGCUAUUGAAACCAA